Plasmodium vivax (malaria parasite P. vivax) is the source of this 1579-nucleotide messenger RNA. RefSeq lists its product as hypothetical. Lineage: Eukaryota; Apicomplexa; Aconoidasida; Haemosporida; Plasmodiidae. The record is from RefSeq and is a predicted model, not a curated record. The transcript is spliced from 3 exons. Bases 323 to 1177 code for a protein of 284 amino acids.
GUGGCACAUUUGAACGAUUUGACAAUUGAAGUUAUCCGUGCGGUGAAACGGCAGUCUGUGGGUUAGGAAGGAAACACUCAAGAAAGGGGGGCAAGACAAAGCAAAGCGAACGGUGAGGCGGCAGCAGUCGUAUCUAUCGGUUGAAUGCACACGCGCGCGCAAGUGUAGACACAAGUGCAGGCACAAUCGUAAUCGUAAUCGUAAUCAUAAGCGUAAGUGUACGUAUACGUAUACGCAUACGUGCACGUGAGCUGAACGCACCGGUGUGGAGAAUCUCCCUGGCACCAGCAACCCCGUCCAGUUACACACAAGCUCAGUCAAGAUGUGGUUCACCACCAGACAAGACGGCCUCGAUGACAACUGCCACACCAAUAGAGGACCAUGUUUCCAGAUAAGUGGGUUUUUCGGGACGACCCUGCGAAUCGGGUUUUUCUUGGAGUUCAUCGCCUUGACCUUCCUCUUCAUGGCCUACUGGUCGAGCGGGGGAAAGGGACUAUUCAGCUAUGACCUAAAGAACAUGAAGGAUGAAUAUCGCCUCGACCAGACGUUUAGAAACUCGAUAACGCUGUGGUCGGGGGUCUACUUGAUAGGGGCCAUAUUUAUCAUGUCCUUUCAGGUCCUUCUCGCGGAUGAUACUUGCUGGGCAAGAGGCUACCGAGCCGGGUCGAAGAUUUUGCGAUUGGCCUCCUUUUUAGACACCAUAAGUGCAACCCUGCAGUUUAUUUUUUAUUUGUAUAUUUCCAAAUUUUACACAAGAAAAUGGUAUGUGCAUUUCAAUGAGGGAGGAAGUGAAUGGGUCUUUUUUAUUUUUGUGAGACUGGUCCAUGCGUUUUCUUGUUUGCUAUAUGGUCUCGCCGCGUACUUACUGGAGGUGUACCACGAUGAGGGAGCCGGAGACUUGCACGCGUACAUAAACGGUGUGAUGUUUGCCUUUGCUGGGUUGACAGAAAUCUUCGUAAUAUUCUGCAACUCGGGUUGCUACUCGAACUUCCUGCUGUGGCUGGCCCUGGGAGCCGUGUCCCUGUGGUCGUACUACUUCGAGCCGGAGGUGAACCACGUGUCCCCCGCCCUACACGAAACGGAGCUAACGAAUGACGUGGAACAGCAAGUCGAGAAGUUCUCUCGAUACACCCCCUACCCCCAGGAGCAGAACCAAAAUGCCUACUACCCCGCGUAGCCCUUUGUCUGCAUGCGUCAAUUGUUUAAAUUUUGUUUUUUUUUAAAUAUCUGUAUGUAAGUGCGUCCACGUUAGAAGUUGCCGUUAGAAGUUGCUCAUUAGAGGUUGCUCAUUUGAGGCUGCACAUUAGAGGCUGCUCAUUAGAGGCUGCUUGUUAGAAGUUGCACAUUAGAGGUGGCUUGCCGGUGGGCCGAGCGCUGACGGCCCCAUAUGCUAAGCGCCAAGCGGCAAAGCCUAAAAUGUAUUAAACCCAAACGAAAACAAGCAAACAAGCAAACAAGCAAAGAACACAACGACAAAGUUAAUACAUUUGCACGCGAGUAAUUCCGCAUAGCCUCCAAUGCCACCAUUUAAUUUAUUUUUUCAUCAAUAACUCUUUAUUUGUUAAUAUGUGCUCGCACG